AUGAGUAGGCGAGUGGGCUUGACCGCCAACGCUCCAGGCUUGCUCAAGACUGUAGGCAAUCGCCCGCGACAGGUGCAGAAACCUCCCGUUACCGACGAUGCUCCGCCGCUGUCCACAGAUGAAGAAGAUGAUACGUUUAGCGAGGGGACGGUUCAGGCUGCUAAGGGCAGCGACCGAGCCGCCUCUCCCAGGCGCAAAGCGUCACACCGGCCGCUAUCACCGAUCGACAGCGACUCCGAUACCUCGGCGGAUGAAAGAUCACGGCGGGCAGCCAUCAAGCCGACAGCGUUCUCUUCCAAGAACAGAAAAGAGAAAAAUACAUUCACCAAGCGAAGAAGGAUAUCAGAGAGCCCGGAACGCGAGAGUCCAAACCACAAGGGGAAGCUGAAGCCGGGCAACCAUCUUCAGGACAAAUGGGGCUUUACAGGCCAAAAGCAAACCAAAGCUACCUACGGGAAGCGAGCAAGAGGCUCGCAAAGUAGUCAGCCGGGCUCGUCACAAGGCAGCAACAAACAGCUUCGCGUACCGAGCUCAAUAGAGAGCCCGCAGAAGAAGAAAUCCUCCAAGUUUAUUAUGCCGGACAAGAAAUUGCUGUCGUCGCCCGGCAGCUCUCCAAAGAAACUGUUGACGGAUUUGAACGGUACGGCGGAUAGCGAGGACGAGGAUAGCAUUCUUGCUUCGUUGAAAAAUUAUAAAAAGAAGACCAAGAAGGGAAAAAAGAAGGCGUCCCCGCCGUCAUCACCACCGCCAGCGGUGUUCAAACUACCACAAAACUUUCUGGACAAAUCGCCGGGUGGACAAGUACCUAUACGUGGAGACGUGGAAGACUUGCCCAAGCUCUCAUCCGAUGAAGACGACGAUGACGACGUGCCCAAGCUCAAAAUACCAGAAGAGUACCACGAGCCGCCGGCCACAAAAUGCCCCUGGUGCGGCGAAGAGGUCGACAAGGCCUUCCUCGACGACUUCAGCAAGGGCAAGCGCCUCAACGUGCGCAUGCAGACGCGCUUCUGCCAGCUCCACAAGCAGCGCACCGCCGCGCAGACGUGGAAGGACCUCGACUACCCCGACAUUGACUGGGACGGCAUCGAGACGCGCUUCGCCGCGCACCGCGACCACCUGCUCGCCAUUGUCGAGGGCCGCGGCUCGCACUUUCGCAACAUCCACGCCAGGAACAUCGAGGAGGGCCGCGCGCGGUCGAUGAAGCGUGAGGAGAGCUUCAACCCGGGCUACUACGGCCCGCGCGGCUUCAACGCCAUGUGCGACUACCUGGUUGGCGAGUUCAGCGGCGCGCUGAAGAGGCGCGCUGUCGACGACAGGGUCAUCGCGGGACGCGGCUCCGCGGCCUUCAUCCAGGCCGUGCUGGUGGCGGAGCUGGGCGUGCGGCUCAUCAAGGACGACAUGAAGCUGUCCGAGACCAAGGCGAGGCAGCUCAUGGAGGACAGCAAGGUCCUGGGAGAGCUUGUACAACCAGAAAUAGAAAGGUAG
Molecule: messenger RNA, 1485 nt
Organism: Akanthomyces muscarius
Lineage: Eukaryota; Fungi; Ascomycota; Sordariomycetes; Hypocreales; Cordycipitaceae
Exons: 2
Coding region: 1-1485 (494 amino acids)
Source: RefSeq, a predicted model, not a curated record